Porites evermanni is the source of this 8844-nucleotide messenger RNA. The record is from the annotation of a GenBank genome assembly. Lineage: Eukaryota; Metazoa; Cnidaria; Anthozoa; Scleractinia; Poritidae.
AUGCCAUUGGCAAACACGUCGGAUAUCAUCAAUGUGGAAACGCCUCCAUUAUUGCAGGAAACGCCCGCAGUGAAUUCUACUGGAACGAGCUAUGAAAUUUAUCCCUCCUCGUCAAUUACUCCUAAAGAUAAUUUUUCGGAUUCGCACAAAAUAGCAAGGACGACACCUUUUUCUACGAGCUUUUUUGAUGAGUCUCAGUCGACACCGUCUUCGCUAACAGGUUAUACGUUGACUUCUCCAGAAAUAUUCCAUUUCCCUGCCAAUUCAUUUCUCGUGUCAACGAGAAAAGCGUCCACAGCUACCCAUGGAAGUUACUUUUCAGUUACUGGACAAAUGAUUCCUGUUUCCUCUGACCAUGAUGAAAGCGUUACGCCAUUCUCUUCCAUUGACGUGCGGAAAAUCUCUACUUCAGGAUUGAAUAAAAUUUUGGAUAGCGCAGAACUUGGGCACACCUUAGCAAGGACGCCCAUUCUCCCUUCUAACAAACUAUCUACGACUGAAGCCAACGUCUUAGUUGUAAGGCCAUCAUUUUCAAAGUGGCUUUCCCUACCCACAGAUCCAACCGAGAUGGUUUCCAAAAUGACAACCAACGCUCAUUCAAUUGUCCUUGGAUCUCCCGAAAGGUCACAAGCCAUCACCUUUGGCGGCAGCAUUUUCCCAUUAUUUGUAACCCACAGCAUAAUACUACGACCAAGAGAGAAAUUGGCGUCCAGUUCAAUUUUGAAUGAGAGUACUUCUUCAAGUACAAAAGCCUUUGAAGAAACGUCGAUGUCAGAAAGACACACGAUUCAAAGGAGCAAUUUUGUGUCGUUAUCAGUCAAACGGGCAGCAUCUUAUUAUCCCUCGUCCUCCAGAGACGCACUGAGUACGACUGAUAACACCAACAUGGCUGCGUCUGAAGCUAACGUUGCCACAAAUACUUCAGUGACGACACCCGUUUCUAUCCAAGAGAAAAUGGUGUCACUUAAUGAUUCUUUAUUAAGUAAUGCAGAACAGUCGACGGCAUUGAAGCCACAGACCGGGUCUUCGAUAUUUGAUAUAAAUUCAAGACAUCCAGUUAUGUCCACAAACUCAUUUUCUCGUCAAUUCAAGGCUACUGAGUCACGCAAACUCUUAGGAAAAAUAUCUUCAAAGUUGAUAAUGACACGCAGCGCAAGAACACCCCCAUCAACAGUAUUGACAUCUUUUGAAGCAUCAUCAGGUCCGGUGGGUUCCGCUCCUUUAUCAUCAGACGAAACUCAAUCUUUUUUGUUAAAUGUAAGGACGAGGUCUUUCUUGCCACCUAUGGAAACAAUGUUAUUCUUUGAACCAAAUGAUGUGCGGUCGGGCAGUGUUCUGCUGAAAACUGCAAGUAAAUCUUCAGGUCUGUCAUCCUUUCUUAACCCAUCUGGUCAUAAUAUAGCUCCUCGAUCUUUUCCUUCUACUAAGAAAGAGGUAGAUGACACUAGGGAAACAGCUGAAUUGCCAGUUGAAGGAGAAGGCUUGUUGAGGGACACAAUCGAAUUGUCAUCAAAGAUAAACACCCUUACAAAAUAUGUUCAUGCCUCGAAGGGACAAGAUGUAAAUACGAAAUCAACUAAGACAAUUUCAGAAGGAAUCAGUGUAGUCAAGAGUGUUCGUCCUACCAAGACGGCUAUACCUUUUGAAAUCACGAAAAAACUUAUCAUCGGCUGGCCACCGACACCAAGCAUAGCUUUAUCAACAAGUGAGCGUUUGAAAUCAUCAACUGGCUAUAGUCACGGGAGACUGUCAAGGUCUGUAUUUCCGACUAUCGUUUCAGGAUUGCCAAAAGAAGCUCUAACCAAAAGCACCUAUUCUUUUGAGAGAGAGAUGUCUUCGAGACCAUCACCAAGUUUGCAACUUCUACCUACUUUAUCAAAAAUACCAACGCCAUUAGAUGAAGCAAAAUUGUUACUUCCUUCCCCCAGUAUUAAUCUGAGUUCCACUGGUACUGGUUUUACUAUCACCCCAUUGUCACCGUCUUCAUAUUUUUCACCGUUUACCAAAUCACAACAUUCAACAGGGAGAAGUGAAGACAUAGAAAGUGGAGAUGUAUCUAUUUCACUAUCAAAGGAAGAGCCGCCAUCAUCAAUAACAACAAAAGACACCUUAAUCAUGUAUUCUAAAAACCCACCUUCGACCUUGCAUCUCGCCCAUCCUUCCAGCGCCAUAGAAGAAGGUUCUCUUUUUCAAAGUGCAAUUUUAACCAGUGUUUUACGCAAUCAACCGGUGCUUUCGUCACCUUAUCCACAGUUUAAUUCAACACCAAGAGAGGUAAGGACCAACAUGCAGUCUAACGAUAUUUCUUCGUACAUAGUACCUAUUACAACUUCCUUGUCUUCACGGACAACCUUAGCUCCAAAGGAGGAGGGUUCAAUAACAAGCAAGGAUUCUGGUUUUCUACGGAAUUCAAUAAUGAAACAAAAUUUGGUUAACAAUGAAACUGAUUCCUUUAACAGUUCGUUGCUCAGGGAGCGUGUAUCAUCAUCAGUCACAGAAAGUACCCAAGUAAUAAAGGGGAAAGAGACUUUAAAAAUAGAGUGGUUACCAAGGUCAUCCUUAAGUCAAAAUGUACUUUCCUCAUGGUAUAAAGUGCCUUCUGGAACACUAAAGGACGACGUUAAGGCAACACAAAUCGAUUCUUUCAUGCGUCCAUUACCAGGACAAGCCAUUACAUCAUCGACAAAAAUGCAGUUUCGCUCGACUCAAUCAGAAUUGGAAUCAGAAUCCGUUGCAACUUCACUGUCAAGGACCAACAUUCCAAUGUCAGCAUCGAAAAAUUCAACCCCUGAAGCCACCGUGUUGUUUUCCCCGUCCAUUCCUUCGGAAAUCCACUUCAACUUACCUCUGUCACCGAAAAUGGGCUCAAAACAGAAAGGUGAAGCCAUAAAAGCGACCCUGUCUUCCUUCUCUGGACCAUCGUCUGUAGAGUCAAUUCGACCCUCAUCGUAUUCUGCUGUAAACGAAGAAGCACUACCACGUCGCAAAGAAUACGUAACCAUUGCCUCAUUCAGACGGCGUACGCCACCUGUAACAGAAGGCGUUUUCACAUAUAGUGUGUUAUCACUAAAAAGUAUGUCGACCAGGAAAUACAAGCAAUUAUCAACUGGUACAAGCUUUAGCAACUUAACUCCAAUGCUGAAUGGAUUUACCACAUCCUUUCUUGGCCAUACUUCAUUAGUCUCUUCUCAAAGGUAUCCAUUGUCAUCUAAGAGUAUAGAGUACUUACGCUCAUUGUCCGUACCCAGCCAGAAAGAACUCUCACCAAAUCCCCCCUCACCUAAUAAAACAACAAGGGAAUAUGAAAAAACUCUAAUUGCACCUGCGCUAUCGACAGAGUUUUCGUUUUUUGAACACAGCGCAGUUUCCCAGACGUUAAAGGAUGUUGGCCCAUUUUUUCCGUCAGUUAAAAGAAAUGAGGCCGUUGCUGAAUCCUUGGACUUCUCACUAGCUAGUGGAUCAUCGCAAUCAUUCUUGGAUUUAAAAUUUCCACCAAUACAAAGGUCGUCGAGUAGCGAUUUUGAAUCAUCAACAGCAUCAUUAUCCAGGCUACCUAAAGUACCGAUGAAUGCGAAUUCCAGUUCUUCGGCAAAAGAACACGUCACAUCAUCAUCUCCUUUAACCAAACGCAUGCAAAUUUCAUUAUCUCGAAAUUUAAACUCAUCGACGAAUGCAGACCAUGUAAAACAGACGGUCUUAGAUGAAAAGAUCCCGCCAUGGCAAGCCGCAAUCUCGCCAACGCUUACGCAGUUUAGCUCCACAGAAGUUGAAAAAGACACAAUGUCAUAUAUGGCUCCCUUUACGACUUCUUUGCCUCAACUCACACCUUCGUCAAUGUAUGCGCAGCUGAUUUUAACAAGACAGCAAAGUAAGUCCAUAGGAAAAGACUACGUCAGACGCUUAAUGUCAUCGCAACCUACGCAAUUUUUAACGCUCUCGGGCGUUAGGCCAGCUGGUAAAAUGAUUACUUCAGUAUCACAAAAAGACAAAAUCUUUACAUUUGAGUAUUUCAACUCUCGCCCCGCAGAUGAAUCUUCCACUAAUAAUGUGAACUCUAUAGCGAGUUCAUCGGUGGGAGUUUCCUUUUCAUUGGCUAUGCCAGACGAAACCACGAAUACCUGGGUACUCCGACAGUCGAAAACAGCACCUAAUCGCCUCAUUAUGAUGAAUCUGACUUCUUUAAUUUCGGCAACUAUUGGAGAAAACACGGUGUCUCAAAAUGUAGUUUCUUUAACUUCACACCCUAAUUUAUCGUCGAAGUCUCCACAAUUUCGUUUAGGAGCCAUUCAGCCAACAAGAAUCACAAUCUCACCAGAGGCUCCUGUUAACCCUACUUCCAAGCAAAUUACUCUGUCGUUAACUUCGUUGCCGAUAAAAGGAAACCUUACUAGCCUGGUGAUAAACUUGACAAAUACGUCCUCAUUAAAGUCCAUAGUAUCAUCUACAUACCUUAGAACAAUUUUAUCCUCAAAAAAAGGAAAUGCAACGGCCAUUAUUUCACCAGAGGGUAGUUUAAUGUCGAAAGAUGAACAUUUUACCGCCGGGAGGAGUUCUAUAAGAAAUUCAUCAGUGUUGUACAUGGAGAUCUUUACAUCCAAGUCUCUGGUCAGUUUCUCGAGAUCUCUCGAUUCAACUAUAGUUAACCAACCAUUUACUGCAUCACUGACUCAGCAGAUCAGCACACGGAAGAAAUCUAAACACGAGUUAAUACUGAAAACAUCGUCAUCGAUCCCAUGGUUUACAAACGGAAAGCUGAGUCCUUCCUCUUUAGCAAAAGAUGAUGUAGCUUCUUCGCCAAUUGCAGGAGAAAGCUCGAGACUAGUUGCAGACAGCGUGAAGCCAACAACGAUGAAUGAAGCUGCAGUUUCAGCAAACACAAUUCUUCAUGAAGAAAAACGUAAGAACAGUCCAAUAUAUUUAUCCUGGGGGGAACCCCUUGACCGCUUAUUAACUGUGAAGAAUGCUUACCAUACAGCCACCAAAUUGAGAAAGAGUGAUGUCAUUAAGAUAAACUUUUACUGUCAUUCCAGAGCAUAGUUUGAGAUACUCAUUUUGAAAAGCGAGGUCGAAGGGAGUGACGAGAAGGGAAGAAAGAGCGAAGCGACUCUCCUCUUCUCUUUGUUUUUCUUCUUAUCACUCCCCACUCGCGCUUCUGGCUCGUCUCCAGUAUUCCUCUUUUAAAGUUGGUGUUCCGCACCAAGCCUUGGGAAAGCCUGUGGAGGAGGCGGAAGUUUUAUGUCAUAGUUACUGACCUCAUGCAUUUAUUUACACAUUUUAGCCAAACGCAUCUGGCAUCAAUACUUUUAUCAAGAAAGGAUGUUUAACCACAAACAUUAACAGUAACAUGUUUAAUAAUAUUACGAAGUCUUUUAGUAUUUUAUUUAAAAAGCUUUGACGUCAUAAUGAAGUCAUAAAGGAGAAACUAAAUCUUCCAAACAUAAAUGCGUCUCUAACUGACAUGACAGCAUUCCCAGCAAAGUGUCUAGCUAUAGAGCACAGUUUCUUUUGCUCCAUACAGAUAUCUAAACAACCUCGAGAAAUUCUCUUUGUUCAACGAGAGAACAUCAUUUGGACGUAGGUGCCUCCAUAGUAUGGUAGCCCAUAAUACCCUACAUUCUAAAGUAUCCAUUACUACCCACCAACGAUGGAAUGUAACUUCUUUUUUUACAUGGUAGUUUUUUCUUUUAAGUAAACAAGGUGAACUAUUAAACGUUUGAUGGGGCCACAAUAGUUUGAAUGUCUAUGGCGAAAUGCACAAAUUUGUAAUGUCAAACAUAUCCCUUUAUACCUUUGUUCUUUUGUUAUAGAUCGAUGCGACCCGUGUGUCAAUCGGAUAAGACUAACCAGGGCGUAUUGCAUCGGUGAUUUUGGUAAGAGUUAAUGAAAACGAGUACUAUAAUCACUCACUUUACUCAAAGGCGUUACCCGCACCCUUACCUCUAUUUUUGUUUUAACAGUGGUCCACGUCAGGAUUUUAACGGAAGGCAUUAACGAAUUAUCCCUGGAUACCAAUUAUCGCAUCAGUAUUAUAAACAUUUUUAAAAUGAACAGUUCGUUACCAACAUUUCGAAGCGUUUGGAUACUCAGAAAUCUGUGUAGCUGCCCGUUACUUCGUCCUGGUAAACAGUAUCUUUUAACCGGAAAGAUGACCAGGCUCGCAGGCAACACAAAGAUCAUAGCUGAAGUCAGUNUAUCGCAUCAGUAUUAUAAACAUUUUUAAAAUGAACAGUUCGUUACCAACAUUUCGAAGCGUUUGGAUACUCAGAAAUCUGUGUAGCUGCCCGUUACUUCGUCCUGGUAAACAGUAUCUUUUAACCGGAAAGAUGACCAGGCUCGCAGGCAACACAAAGAUCAUAGCUGAAGUCAGUAGAGAAAGCUAUGUUGAGGAAUGGACGAGAUCGAUGCUGACGCGGAUGGAAGAAAUAAAGAGCAAACGAUGUUCGUUGAUAAGGACAACGUGGAUGACAACGUCUAUGGGGACGAAGCCUGAAAGUACCUCAGGUAUUACUUUAGAUUUUCCAAAUGCUAGUUCCUUCACUUAAUCAUUAUAACUAACCGGAUGAAAAUGCAGUUAUGAUAUACAUAUUUUUUACUUCUAAGGUCCAACCAAAAGACCAGCUCGAGUCACAAGCGAGAGGACAAGUAAGUGCCGACCAAAUACCUUUUGUCGAAAAACGAAUUGGCACCCUUUUUGUUCUUUAAUGAAAUUACUUAGUAGUUGUUUCUUUCUCUUCUUAGCUUUCUGGGGAGAAAUAUUUUAAAACAGUCUGAAUUCGAAGCGAUGGCGAUGAAUUCAUUGAGAGAAAGUGUAAUUGAAACAAUUUAAAAGUAUGGCCUUUUACCUUAGAUAAAAUUCCAUAAGUUUUUGUUGAAAAAUCCAGAAAAAUAGUAGAGAAAGAGAAGAGGGGCACUGUAAAAAAGGUGUAGAUCUCUUUACUAUCUCUUUUUUCAACAGCGAAAUGUCCUCCAUGUGAUUUAGAUCAGAGAUUAAGGGAAAAGUAUUGUGGCAGUGAUUAUGGUACGUAUAAUGUUUCAAGGUACCAAUUCUACUUUAUCAUAUUCAAUGUCAAGAUAGCAUAGUUCUGAUUUUGUCGGUUAGGAAACGUCAAUUGACGACGGGAAAGCGCGCGGAAAACACUAAACGCGACUUCUGGUGCCCAAUUUUCCGCUCUGCUAUUGGUCAAGCCACUUGUUUGAUUUGCGCGCGCCGUCGUCAACUGACGUUCGCGUUCUGUUGCUAAAUCAGCUUAUAUAUAUUAUAUUGAAAAUGAAUUUUCUAAGAGCGUUGUGUUUUUUUGUUACUUAUGCUCAGUACAUGUCAGGCUACUGUCAAUUUUUUUGAUGGAGAUAAAGGAGUGGAGAGGGAUAACCGGAGGUUGACCCCUAACGUUUCUAAUUAAAGGCAACCUAGAAAGUCCAGAACGGCUUGACUUUACAAAUCAUUUCUCCUGCUUCCUUCUCAUUGUAAACCGUUGUAGUUGGUGUGAAUAGAGUUUCUCUCACUCAAAGCUGUUCUAUUUGUUGUUGUUUUCUUUUUUGUUAUUACAAUUUCAGCAAUAAUUGUAAGAGUACGUUCACAAGAAAUUGUUAAUGGCAAUCACACCCUUUAUUUGGUCAAUGUCAAGAAAGUAUUCAAGAAAAAUCAACGUAUGAAGAAGAAAUUGGACAUACGUUUCAAUAACAAAACUUGUGACUGCAAACCCAAACUUUCGUUUAAAAGAGAGUAUCUGGUGAUCGGCAAUCACAAUGUCACCAUCAGAAAAAUGGCAUCUUUGGAACUUGACCGACAAAGUUUCCUGGCUGAAUGGGAUGAAACACUGGAGAAUGAAAUGAAUCAGAUGGCAGACUCCUGUUUAAGGAAUUCAGUUGUUGUUACUCCAAGGCUAACAAAUUCUUUACAGAUCAUUACGGGAAUAAAGACUUCAGGUAUGUCACCCACUUCAACAUUUCUUCACCUUUGUUACUCUUUAUGAACCUGUGUCAUCCAGGAAUGAUAAAAUUUGACGAGUAAAUUAUUUAUGUCGUAAUUAGCCCAUUUGAAGCGCGCUGGUUGCUUUGAGGAUCCUUUCUUUCAACAAAUUUGAGUAAUUUUAAAACAUUUUCUUGGUGAGGAUAUUUUUAUACGUUGGAGUUGCUUUGAUUGAACAUAGAAAGGACAUGCAAUUUUAUAUUUGUCAGUUUGAAAUCUGUAGUUGUUAGAAUCGAUCGCGUUUGAAUAAACAUAAAACAAUUUUAUUGGAGGUGUCCUAUAUAGAUUUCUGAUAGGCACAAAUUGAUUUCGAGAAAAAAACUGACCAUCUGUUGUGUUGGUAAUCACAGCUACAUUCAAGAUCAGUGCGCCUACUGGGAAAUACGCAACAAUAUCAUCGCCAGCUGCUGCAUCUCCGCCUGUAACAGUCACACAUAACUAUACAACAAAGCUGUCUGUUACAGCAAGUAAAGCAGGAAGUAAGUAGACGAAAGCGUUUUUUCAUUCUUUGAAACAAAAACAAAUUCCUGGGCUUGUCUUAAAAACACUUACAGGCUUUCUGGAAAUCAAUUGACCGGAGUUGAUGGUUCUUGGUUUUACCAUAACGAUUUCAUGCAUCAAACGAUUGACCAAAGAUAUUUAAUUUCUCUCUGUGGUUGGAUAAAGGACCUUGGCGUGGCAACAGUAACUGGAACUUUCAGCUUUAAGCGCAAUUUUAUUCCGUUUGAUGACAAAAUGCUACCCAAAACCCUGGGGUCUGACCUUACGACGGUAGAAAAAAUUUUACUUGGCUGACUGCGUCUUCUUUCACAGAUCGAUGUGAUCCUUGUGUAAAUCAGAUGAAACGAGCCGGAGCUUAUUGCAUCAGCGAUUUU